CUGAGAGCUAGCAAGGGGCUUUAAACAGCUUCACAAGAAAUUGAGACAAAGGGACUGUAACCUGCCACAAUGGAGGAAAACAUGGAUGAAUCACAAAGCCAGAAAGGCUGUAAGGAGUGCUGUGAGCGAUGUGUGGGCAGUCUGCCCUGGGCCUCUCUCAUAGCUACUAUCCUCCUCUACAUGGGCGUGGCCUUGUUCUGUGGGUGUGGCCACGAGGCUUUGAGCGGCACUGUCACCAUCCUCCAGAACUACUUUGAAGUCAUCAGAGCCCCUGGAGAAAUGCUGGAUGUCUUUACCAUUGUUGACAUCCUGAAGUACAUCAUCUACGGCCUUGCAGCUGGAUUCUUUGUGUUUGGAGUCCUGUUGCUGGUGGAGGGCUUUUUCACCACUGGAGCUAUUAGGGAUCUCUAUGGAGAGUUCAAGAUCACUGCCUGUGGACGCUGCCUGACUGCAUUCUUGAUGUUCCUGGCCUACCUGUUCUUCCUGGUGUGGCUCGGAGUGACAGCAUUCACCAGCCUGCCAGUUUUCAUGUACUUCAAUGUUUGGUCCAUGUGUCAGAACACCAGCUUGGUGGAGGGAGCCAACCUCUGCCUGGACCUGCGUCAGUUUGGAGCAGUGACCAUCUCUGAGGAGAGGAAGGUGUGUACAGGAUCUGAGAAGUUCUUCAAGAUGUGUAAAUCCAACGAGCUGGACUUGACCUUCCAUCUGUUUGUGUGCGCACUGGCAGGAGCAGGAGCUGCUGUCAUUGCCAUGGUCCAUUUCCUGAUGGCUCUAGCUGCCAACUGGGGCUACCUGAAGGAUGCUAGCCGGAUGCAGAAGUAUGAGGACAUCAAGUCAAAGGAGGAACAGGAGCUGCAUGACAUCCACUCUACACGCUCCAAAGAACGCCUCAAUGCAUACACAUAAAAACACAUCCACGAGAAACGACACACUCACAUACCUGUCAGACACAUGCAAGAUGAUACAUGCAUAAACACACACACUCACACGCACACAGGGCCUGACACAAGCCCAUGGACAGCAGAAAUAUACAGUAUAUACACAAGUGAAAAAACACCAACAAACAUUCAGACACACAAAUAAUGACACAAGUGGGCAGGAAUUAGUUGAUAACAAAAAUGAUGAAUACACAAACACCAUCAUCAUCCUCGUGUUGGCAGUAGGUCAUUGGCUCAGGCAGUCUAUGCUAACACUUUAGCAUCCAUUAUGUGGGUUUGCUCCAUACAUGCUUUUAACCCUGACAUCUUAAGACAUCCUGAAAGUGAAAAGAAGCUUUUAGCUUUACCCUAAAAGUAAAAAUGGAUCCCAAAAUAACAAGCAGAGACCACCUCAUCAGAAGAAGCUGGAAGGUAUUUAUCACUAAAACUUACUGAUGAGAAGCUGUAUACAUGAUUAGUCACUUAGAAUAGCUCCAAAAAAUAACCUGGCUACAUCAUCUGUAAGAAGAUUUCUUAAGAUAAAGGCCUAGAUUUGACAUGGCCCUCAGCCCUUCUCCCUCAGCACCCAGAAAUAUAACUGGUUAGUUGUUUUCAAACUAGCUUGGCAAUGUAUGAAUGUGGAAAGCAGUCAACUACAACUUGCCUAAAAUCAGAACGAAACCAAAAUGACCAUGUAAAAGUUACUAGAAAAUUAGCAAAAUAUAUCUGUUUACAUUACAGUACAUGUAUCACAAACAUUUGUGUGUUUCAUAUUUCCUUACAACACAAAGAAUGUAUGCUUUCAUAGCCUGGUGAUGUGAUUGUCAGAUGUCAAAUGAUAAGUCUGUCUUCUCAUGUAGAUGUCACGUAUUGCAUGUUAGAACUUUUGAUGCAUAUGUGUGCACACAUUGACCCGGUUAGCUAGCAAGUGGAGUCAUAUUAGGCUAGCAGACGGUUCAAGGAAAUGUCACAAAAGCAGAUAAUCCAUUUCUCUGAGCCAGCUAAGCGCCUGAGAGAGAGAGAGAGACAGAAGAACAGCUUACAAGUUGACACCUGCACCUCCCAGAUCUGUACUAGGCUGACAGCAGCCCACCCAACUUAGUAGUACUGCUCUUCCUUCCCUUCCUCCUGAGGCUACCCAAAAGGCAGCUUCAAUGUCCUUCAGACCACCAGAGACCACCCUGAGCUUCACUCGCUCCUGUAAGGCCACUUGCUUCAUAGAGUGGUUGUGCCUAGAUUCGAUUUGAACCUUUUUUUUUUUUUUUUGUCAUAAUACUGAAGACCUAAAUCUUACUCUCUAAUUUUCUUAAUAGCUGUAUACUUCUCGAAGUAUUUGAUAUUUGAAAUGAAAGCCUUCGGUCAAGCGCUUUAAUAGCUCAGUCUAAUCAGCACUGCUAUGUUGGACAGCGCUGUCCAGGCUGGGGCACCGUGAAAGAAGUGUUAACGGUGCGAGGGGUAAAGUAGUCUGUAAUAUACGUUGGGUGUAGUGGUCCAUGCCAACGCCUACCCCCCCAUUAACAGCACCCCCGACCAGAAAAUAGUUCCAACUAUCCUGAUAUGUAGAAUAACAGCACAAGAAAAACAGAAGUCAACAUUAUGUCAAGAAAUACCAAAAAAACAAUGAAGAGGAGAACCCAAAGAAAUGUUACAUUUUUAGUUUGGUGCCUGGUGGCCUGAAGCAUCUGAUUCAAUUUGCCUAUGUUUGCAGAACUGCUAUGAGCUGUUCACAUGACACACUAAAGCCCAAAUCAGCAGACACAUGGAUGAGUUUGGUGUCUAUGAACUCAUCAUUUAAUAUGGGGGCUGACCACCAGGACAAUGUUCCUCUUUUCCCCCCAACAGCCUCAAUACCUGCACUACACACAGCACACACAAUUUAUCCACACACUAUCUCACGCGCACGCACACACUCACACACACACACACACACACACACACACAUGCACAAACAUAGAUGUGGCUGAAUGGUUGGUAUUGUGCAGGUAGUGUUGUAUGGUGGUGUCAUGCUGUGUCGUGUCGUUUCGCCACUUGAUAAUGACUGGCAUUGCAGAGAAAUAUGGUCCCAGAGGAAAUACAGUAUGUACCUCCCAGGUACAAAUGGGUAGCUUUGCUAACUUUUCCUUCCCUCCCCUUUUCUUUCCUUUUCGUCCAACCUCUUUCCUCCUCUUUCUCCAUCCUAUGACCUCUUCAUCUUGAGCCCAGUUACAUUAGUUGUUCCACACAUACUUGUUACACAUACCAUACAGACAGUAUGUCCCACAAGUUGCCAUUUGCAGGGUGGGAGGUUCAAUUUUUGAAAUGAAAUGUGUUUAAGCAGGCUUAAUAGUUAAUUUUAAUAAUUAUAAUUAGACCAUACAGUAUAUUGACUGAUAAAGUAGGCAGAUGAAUUGAUGUCAUAAAUAAAUCUAAAUUCUCUUAGUAUUGCUUUAUUUUGUACGGUAUGACACAUAUCAGGCUUCUGUUAUCAGAGUAAACCUUAUUAUGUUACCAUAGUGGCAGGGAUAAAAAAGAGGCCAUGUAAAACAACUAGUGAAACAGGGCUUUGUGUCCUUCCCUCUUCAUCCCCAGUUUGUAUAAACUUGUGAUUUGUCCUCAGAAACAGAGCAUCUUAACAGCACAAAGUCUUUUUAACGUAUGUUCUAUUCUCUGUUAAAUCAUAUUUUUCCUCACUGUCUUGAGUUUUGGCACAUUGUUAUCAGUAUUGUUUAUGUGAAAUUUUAGCAUUGGGGGUAUUUAAAUGGGGCAGGUGUGCACUUUUUCAUUUUCAUGUAAUGAUAUUGUAUUUCAGUGGUUCUGCACACACAGAUACACACAAAGCACACACACACGUGUAUACAGCAAUCGUCUUGCGAGUUUCGAUUCUUUCAUUUUGAUGUUAUGUUUUCUUUUUUAUAUUCUUUCAACAAUACCUAAUGUGACCAAAAUGUAUUUAUCAGUUGAAAUUGGUAAUUCGAACAGGUAACUACUGUGAUUUCUGGGUGGUGUCUUGAUUGUGCAGGAAUGGCUUUACUGAAGGUUUCAAAGGUUGAGGAUUCAAUUCCCAAAAGCAUUUUAUGGCAUAGCUGUUUGUAGAGUUUGGUUGAGCGUGUAAGGUGUUUGAAUGGAUGGGUGUGAUGGGAUGGAGUGGUGGGAGCACUGGAUUAUAAAAUAAAAAAAUCUAAAAAAAGCAAAAAAAGGUCUGAAGGAACCAGGAAAAAGAAGAUGAAACUCAGCAAAACAGCUGCAGGGAUUGAUUCCACUGGAGUGGACUGAUGUCCAAGAUGAAUGAUGUUCCAGCUAAUAAACUCAUGGAUUAAGAAUGAUUCAUUUUACUAGAUAGCUUUGUGGUUUCCAGUUCAUUUUUGGUGUCUCAGUUCAUCUCCUUAGGUGCUUAUAUAUUGUAUGCUGUAUAUUGUAUUACUUUUGGAUCUGCAGAACUACGUGGAUGCAACUUUACAAUAUUUUCAGAAAUCUGCAGAUUAGAUCUUAAAAUUUUGAUAGUUCAAACUGGGAUUUUGAUUUUGGAAUCCAAUUCUAAACUUAAUGACAAUUUAUUUGCGACUGCUAGUUUUUUAAAGAGAGUUAAAACAUUAGACUUGUUUUAACCUUUAGUUAUGAUGCCAAAAAUCAGAAUAAUGUUGAUCCCACUGGAGGGAUGAAUUUGUUCUUAAGCAGUAUACAAAGAGAGAUUUGAGACUUGAUCUAAUUAUACAUAGUCUUUCACCAGCAUCCAGGGAUGUUUUGUUUGUAUUAUAUGUGACGUGUUGUUGAGCCAGCCAUUAGAAUAAGACGGUUGUAUGUGAUGUCCAGGUUCUAGCUGUGAAGGAAAGAGGUGAUUCUCUAUCUGCCAGUAGAGAUGACUGAGAGAGAAUUCAGUUUGUCUUCAGAAUGAUUACUGUACUGAUGAUAAAGAUGGUGAUAGUGGUGAUGACUGGUUCGAUUUGAUUAAACUACCAGCACACACGUACACACUCAAACAAAUACAUACACAGUCCACCACCACCAUUACUCUGAGCCAUAGUUCUUUGCUCUUUUACUUUUCACCGAUAUCACUUCACUUUUAGUAUCAACUUUUAAUCUCUGAAACUUUUUAAAUGUGAAAUCAUUUAAUUAGAAAAAGAGAAAUGUGUUUUUUCUUUUACUUUUUUGUGGGCAGUAUUAAGCACUGUAGCUACAUUAAAUCUGUAUAAAGAUAUACAUAUAUGUGAAACAGUUGAGGUGAGCGGCCAAGAGAAUGAUUUCCUAUCGGUUACAGAGUCUGGAGGAGGUCGUUCAGUCCCAAUGUCCUGAGCUUCUACUCCCCACCAAAGCUGCAUUUACACACACAUGAAUGAUAUGAGCUUUCUUUGCAAGUCUUUGCAACACAGUGGCUGUCCUAAAUUAGAAAACAAUUUACAUGGUAGUAGAUAUAUUGGACUAUGUAAGCGUAUUAAAUACAUUUAAUAUCUAAAACUACCUUUGUGCUUUGAAAACAGUUUGGUAAAAAUGUAAACUAUAUAAGAUGUCAGUUGGAGUAAAACGUCCAAAAACAUCAGCAUAGUCCUUUAAGAGGCAGGAAUGCUCACAAGAUGGCCCUUCAGGCUCUAAUAAAAUGUCUGUUUCUUUCCAUAUUAAAAACCUAGAGCAUAUCAGAAGAAUAUUAUGUAAAGACUAUGUGAUCAAAUCUCACAGCUGUUUUGUUUCAUACUGAACCUGUGAGGUUUCAUACACACGUAGAGACCAAAACCAAACUGAUAGAGACAGCCAGUCAACAAAACAUGCAUUUAGACAUUUAGUGGCUGAGUUUCCACAGAGGCACUAAAGUCUUGCUUGUCUUGGAUUUUUGUCUUGAAUCUAGUGUAAUCUUCCAGGAUAAAACAGAGUUUAAAUAUGUUUAUUUGUGUUGUGUAAAUGCAGCUAAAUUUGACACAACAGAAAAAAACCACAUACCAUCGGUGUCGAUUAGGGGAGACUCCACCAGACUUGUUCAAGGGUGUCUCGGCUGCGUACUGUCAGUAUUUUUAAGGGUCUAGUUUUACAGUAUUCUGUCAUUUCAUUGCCUGACAAUGGAUGUCUUGUCAGUGUUUUUAACCUCAGAUAAAAGAAAAAAAAUAGUUUUUUGUGCACUUAUUGACCAUUGUGAGCGCUCUCUCUCUCUUAUUCUUGGUGUGUAAGUGCAUUGAGAUCCCCAUUGUGGGAUCUGUGUAUAGUCUUGCAGCAUCGGUUAUAGCCUGAAGAAAUAACAAUGAUGAAAAUGAAUGAACUCAUAAUAAUAAAGAUAAUCUCAUACUAGGUUAAAAAAAAAAAAUUAAAAAAAAAGACAGUGAAUCUAGAUGUUGUUUGUGGCAUGGUUAUGCAUUCAAUGGUCAUAAUUUUAAUGAUUAAAACAAAACAAAACAAAAAAAUCAAUCUUUCCCACUGGCACUGUUCUGCUGUUUUUGUUUUGUUUUCCACUUUUCAGUGUGCAGUGUUGCAGUUCCGCUUGCUAAUGGUGUUUCUAAGCUACCUUGCUUGCUCAGUUGUUUACCACCAGAGCAAUAUAUUGUGACAGUUUGACGAAAUCAAGACGUAAACACUAAAUCCAUUCCCGUAAAUUGCCGGCAUACAAGCGCAUGAAUCUAUGACUGCAAGUCUUAAGUGAUAUGAUCAUGGUGUUCUUUAUUGUUUAUCCUAAUAAAGAAGAUUUGCAGAUGUGGUGUAAUGUAUUGCUCUGGCCACCCAUUGUCCUGCACCCACCCAUGCUCACAUCCUCUUCCUCUUUCUGGGCAUUUAGGCUACUUUCACACCACAGCUCCUGGUGUCCAGUUUGGAUUUUUAUGACCAUAUUUGAAUUUAAAAGUGACCCAAGUCUGAUUUCCUAUGUUGUUGUGCUUUAAACAACUCACAUUCAUACACAAGAGUCACUGAUGCAUAAGUAACGCUUCAUGUAACCUAGCAGCACAGCACAGUCAGCACAGCUCACACAGCCAAAACGCCAGAUGUAAUUGACGCUAACAAGGCAAAAAUAAUAAUUCAAGCUACUUCCAAAGCAAAUUCAGAGUUGCACAAUCACGCUGGUAGGAGAAGAAUGAGGUGUGAGUGUAGGCCACAACGACUGCUGCUACCUUGGUUCAGAGGGAUGCAAGGAAUUAACACUGGCAGAGAAAAGAAUGUGGCAAGCAUAGAUCUGAAAGUAUUUAUUUUUUCAUUUGGGCAACAAGUCCGAGCAGUUUGAGCAAAAAACGGAGUCAUCUUUACCAGGUGGUGUAAUUGUGGCCUAAAUGAAACAAAAUCACCUAAAACCUCAGAUUUACUGUUUAAACAGCCACAAGAAGAUCCAGCUGCUGUUUUAACCAGAAAGAGAAUGUGAGCUGCUCGCUCUCCAUUUGUGUGUCUCAUUUACUUUCUAACCCACUUAAAGUUGAAUAUCUGUAUUGACGUGUACUAAUCCUGCGUCCUUCUUGUCUACCCACUGACCACACCUGAGCAUGGACUCACUUUACCAUUCCAUGAGCCUGACCACACACAUUUGUGAGAGGAUUCAGAAAACUGACCAUGUCAGCAUAAUAAAGCAUGAGAUCUGAUUUCUAACCUUCUGGGAGAAAGAUUUGAUCUUUUUUUUGGCUGCUUUUGCAGCUGCAAAACCUCAGUUCUGUAUCGCAGGAUGAAAAAUCAGAUUCUCUGUGCCUGAACAAAUUCAGCUCUUGUCCAUCAGGAACUGAACCACAGAUUAAAAGCUGACGAUCUCAAUCUGUGACAUUUCGGAUGUAGGGAGUAUCUUUUUCUGUUCCUCCAUAAUAUUCUAGACUUUUUGUACUUCACUCUGGUUGCUCAGUAGCAGGCUUUAUCUGAUUCACUCCUCCAUUUUUGUACAUAUCUGUGCCAAUAGCUUGGGCAGACAGUGGCU
Xiphias gladius (swordfish) is the source of this 7761-nucleotide messenger RNA. It is a transcript of the gene gpm6ab, whose product is annotated as glycoprotein M6Ab. The coding region runs from base 70 to 906 and encodes 278 amino acids. The record is from RefSeq and is a predicted model, not a curated record. NCBI's taxonomy places the organism in Eukaryota, Metazoa, Chordata, Actinopteri, Istiophoriformes, Xiphiidae. Gene Ontology annotation, cellular component: axonal growth cone; plasma membrane; filopodium. The transcript has 7 exons. Gene Ontology annotation, biological process: neuron projection development.